GGCGCGCGUCCGAACUCGUCGGGCAUAAAAUAUAUAUAUACAGCGGACACGGCACGCACUGAGCAUAAAGCUCGAAGCUCGCUCGAAAGCACAGCUGCCUGCAAAGUCUGCCGCUAUCCCACGAAAGUUUCAUUCGUUUUGUAUACGCGUAUCAACUCUCGAGUGCGUGUGCGCGUCUCAUCCUCCGAGUGUUGUCGCAGUGCUUUCGGAGCAUCGAAAUAUAUUCGCGUUAUAUAUCCUGCUCGAGCGACAAACAAAGAGAAUCAUGACCGAGCUGCCGAAAUCGUCGUCGAGCGAGGAGCUGCAGCAGCAGCAGAGCGGCGCGGACAAAGCGGCGACCAAAAUUCAGGCUGGUUUUCGCGGCUACCAGGUGCGCAAGAAGCUGCAGCAGCAGCAGCAGCAUCAACAGGAGCCGCGACGCAACUCGUCCGCCGCGACCAUCAACCAUCAGCUGCAGCAGCAACUCGACAACGGCACGACUCAGCGUCAAGGCCAAAUGGAAGCCAAACAGCAACAUCAACUUCACCGACAACACAGCUACGACUGCUACGACGGCGAGUCUUCGGGCUCGGAGUCGCUCGAGGACAAAUCGGCCACGGUCAUCCAGGCGCGCGUCCGAGGAUUUCUCGAGCGCAGACGACGUCACAACGAGAACGAGGCCGCGACCAAGAUACAGGCCAGAUUUCGGGGCUUCAGGACGAGGAAGUUGCUCAAACAGACGGGACAAUGAUCGCGCGAGCUCGAUCGCGUCCCUAUACGACUUUUCCAGAUUUACAUAAAAAAGCGAAAAAUUAAAAAAGAAAGCAUCGUUUUGUAUAGUGUGUAGUACGUAAAAUUUAGUUCGUAUACGAUAGAUAGACUUUAAAUUUGUAAUAAUUCCAGCUAAGUAGUCGAUGCACUUUGUCAUUUAUCAUAUACGCAGGUGAAAAAGCUGCACCCAGAUAGUUUUCCGAACGGAACGCGAAUCGAUGAAGAGAGAGAGAGAGAAAGAGAGAGGAGUGGCCGAUUUUUUCUAUGCUCCAUCGCGAACACGUGUGCUCACGCGGUCUUAUUUUAAAAGUCUAUCUGUGUUAAUCGAUUGAAUAUCCGCGCGUGUUUCCGAGUGCGUAAAAACGUGCAUGUGUAAUCGAUACAGCCUCGCCCCCAUUAAUUUUCGACUAAUCACGUUAUCGUACGCGGGAUAGACGUUUUUUCGAUCAUCGAACUGUAUCAUGAUUCAAGAAAAUUCAUGGAAAAACUUUUCGAAAUUACUUUUGGUCGAGCUUGGAAGGUACUAUAAUUCGUAAGCUCGCAACGGGGGCUCUCGAUAUCACAUUUCAUUUCGCAUUCGAUGAUUUUUUUCCUUGGCUAAAUGCAGUAUACGUUUCCCAAACAAUUGUUCACAUAAACAAAGCCUCGGAACGUAUAUAGGUUUUCAUUCCGACGUUCAACUCGUUCUCAACGAACGUUAAUGCAGCGAAUUACUUUGUUUUCGCGAUCGCUAUUCUGACCGCCCGUGUGUAUAUAUAUGUGCGCGUGUGCGCGAUGUGCACCCGAGGUGCUGCUGUUAUGUUUUUGUUUUGCCGCGUGUUUUCGCCUGCUCGCGCGCGCUCACGCACGCCCACGCACGUACGACGCGAUGACGAUUGCAAGUUAUUUUAUCGAUNCACACACACACACACACACACACACACACACACACACACA
Molecule: messenger RNA, 1686 nt
Organism: Trichogramma pretiosum
Lineage: Eukaryota; Metazoa; Arthropoda; Insecta; Hymenoptera; Trichogrammatidae
Product: RNA polymerase II degradation factor 1
Exons: 2
Coding region: 266-730 (154 amino acids)
Biological process (GO): mitotic cell cycle; spindle organization; establishment of meiotic spindle localization
Cellular component (GO): spindle pole
Molecular function (GO): protein binding
Source: RefSeq, a predicted model, not a curated record